GGCUGGAUCGUGGUUCAGUUUGGAGGGAGUUGGGAGGUGUGGUGUAGACGGGAAGACAAGUAAUGUGAAAUUAAUAUCAUCAGACAAUACAUAUUUAAUUCCCAUGGCAUGGCAAACAUUAAUACUAGAUUUGUUACUUGUAUCUCAUUAGAUAUUCUGGUGGAGGGACUUGUAUAGAAAUUUUAAAUAUUUACAAAUGAAAGACACAAGACUAUUUUGAAGUAUUUAAAAGCAAGUCAUCCUCCAAAAUUAAUGACAUAGCCCUCCUAACAGGACCCUUUUAAAUAACAAAUAUAAGUAUUGUUUUUGUACACAGAAAAAUCUACAAAAUGUUUGAAAAUCAUGACAUCAUAAAGCAGUUUGUCAUUGUCAGUAAGAAUACUUUGUCACUGUGCACACAACUGUAUUGCUGAUAUUGAAGAAUACUGUGUCUCACAUAUUCCUGUGAAAUACCAAGAUUGACAGCAUUUCCCUUUGAGUGAUUUAAUUGCCCUGAAUCAAUUCAUCAGCUUGAUGAUGUUAUUGCAACAUUCACUUCAUUUUUGAUCAUACAAAUCAGCUCUUUCUGGUUCACCAUAUUUAUAUUUUUGGCCCAGCAAUAAUUACACUUACGGCAACAUAUUCAUCACCAUAAAAAGCUGCUUUCAGCAGUGAAUUUCAGUUGAAGCAACUUCAGCACUCAAAAAUUCAGUCGUGGCACAUUGCUUAAAGCAUGCUUGAGUACCUGUCACAGCCUUCCAAUUCACAAACAAUAGCAACCCAAUGUUUUUUCAAAACUACUUCUCAACAAUCAAAACAAAACAACGUUUCAACAUUUCUAAUAUGUCAGUACUACCUUUUAUGGCAAUUGACCACCUCGGAACCAUUAUUUUUCACUCAAUCAUUAUACUAUGUAAGUGGAGAUCAAAUAAAUAAAACAGACAGGAUGGGAAAGGUGAUAAUUCUGAGGGAAAAAAUGCCUGGGUCAACAUUAAUUUGAGAAGCAGCUAUGAUCCUGCCAUGAGAUGCUUUUACAGCAUUUCUUUGGUGUUUUACACAAUCCAUGUUUAGCUGACACAUGUAUUACAUUUGCCUGUUUUGCCCACUUUGAGCCAUCCACUAACACACUGGUAAACUCCACACAACACUGAUCCAAGAUUGCAUAGUGUGAGAACAGAGCACACUGCUAUUUAUACAAAGCAGGUGCACUGCUUUAGUGCACAUAUAACACCCAUGUGGAUGUUUAUAUGCCAACAAGGAGUGUUUAAUACAGCAUCACACUAUUUCAAGCGUUUGAAAAGCUAUUUUUUAAAAAUUUUCUGCCCCACUCCAAGAACCAUCCCACCUCACAUCCCAAGCUGCUGUUCAGUUAUAUACAGAAUUGUCAGUCACAUGCUUCCGUUUGAAGGAGACAUCUUCAUCCUCCUCUUCCUCCUCUUCAGUCAGCACCUCUAGUCCCUCCCUCACUGGGUCGCCAGUGUCCCCUUUAUUCGGUUAGCUGCGCCUGCGCAUACCGGUCGCGGUUGCCCGGCGGCGGCAGCGGCCGUUCAGAAUGUCGACGGCGCCAGGAGGCGGGGGAGCAGUCCCUCCCUCCGGCGGACGCGCAGCGGCAGCCGCUGCUGCGGGAGGAGAAGAGGCGGCGCCUGUGUCGGCGCUGGAGGUUGUGUCCUUCCUGGGGAAACUCCUGUGCGCAGUCGCGGCACUGAAGGCGGCUCUCUACCUGCUCCGCAGAGUCUGUCUAACCAUGGCCUGGAAGUCGGGAGGCACGAGCCACUCGGAGCUCAUCCACAACCUCCGCAAAAAUGGAAUAAUCAAAUCAGAUAAAGUAUUUGAAGUAAUGCUUACAACAGACCGAAGCCAUUAUGCAAAAUGCAACCCAUAUAUGGAUUCACCUCAGUCAAUAGGAUUUCAAGCAACAAUCAGUGCUCCACACAUGCAUGCAUAUGCUCUAGAACUACUAUAUGAACAGUUACAUGAAGGAGCCAAAGCCCUUGAUGUAGGAUCUGGAAGUGGUAUUCUUUCUUCAUGCUUUGCCCGGAUGGUUGGUCCCAAAGGACAAGUUGUAGGAAUUGAUCAUAUCAAAGAAUUAGUUGAUGAUUCAAUAAAUAACGUCAAAAAGGAUGACCCUCUAUUGCUGUCUUCAGGAAGAGUGAAACUAAUUGUGGGGGAUGGAAGAUUGGGAUAUCCAGAAGAAGCUCCAUAUGAUGCUAUUCAUGUUGGAGCUGCGGCACCUGUUGUACCACAAGCACUUAUAGAUCAAUUAAAACCUGGUGGAAGAUUAAUAUUACCCGUUGGGCCUGCUGGAGGAAACCAGAUGUUGGAACAAUAUGAUAAGCUAGAAGAUGGCAGUGUCAAAAUGAAACCUCUGAUGGGAGUGAUAUAUGUGCCUUUAACAGAUAAGGAGAAGCAGUGGUCCAGGUGGAAGUGAUUUUCAGUUCGACUUUCUCCUUCCAUAUACUUGCAUAUACAAGGGAUGAAAUAUAAAAGCUACAACAUCUGAUCCAAACAUAGUGUUAACAGUGGACUGCUCAUCUCCAAUUCUUAAAAGCUUUUUCCAAACCAACAGCAUUGCAGCUUAUUUUGGACCGUGUUACACUGUUAUCAGCAUGGAAAAGUGGUUUUGUUUUGUUUUUUUAAUUUUGUAGAGGUUUAAUGCGAGUUUGAUAAUGGACUGAUGGAAAAAAAUUAAACUUGGGCAAAUUGUUUCGUUUUAAUAUGCCCUUAUUUCAUCUGUUAGUGAUAUAUGUCUGCAGAUAAGCAGAUGUAUCUGCAAUUUAUCUCCUUUUAUUUUUCAAUUUGGAAACUUUCGAAUCAUUUCAGCUCCAGUGUUUGUUCAUCAAACUGCUUACCUGCACUUUCUUAUGCUAUCUGCACACUUAAGAUUUGUGUUCCGCUGACUCUUAGAUCCUACUAAAAUGAGAUGACUUUCUUCAAAGCUAUCAACGUAUUUAUAGACUAGCAUGUAGCAGAUACAAUCAGCAGCUUUUCUUCUCAUACAGGAAAUCAGACAUGUUUAUACACUUGGAAGCAUCGACAAGGAUAAAAUUUAUUUUAUGUUGCUGUUCAGGAUGGACAUAACUAACAUAGUUCCCCUCCUUUCCCUGUAGCAUAGCAAAGAAAUUCAUAGCUGAGUAUUAUUUCUAGCUGAUUUACAGACUUGAAGUAUCUGAGUGUAAUAUAACAAUUACUGUGUAAGUUAUGUCCUAAUCAUUGAACAGUUCGCAGUGCUGCUUUGCCAAAUAAAAUCAAAAGCAAAAAGGUGUGGCAAAUAAUGUUUUGAAUAGAGAUAUCUUGGGUAAUUGAGAGGUUGCUAAAAUGUUUCUACCAAUAGUUCACUUUUCCCAAUAUAGAAGUUUUCCUCCAGGGUACUCAUCUUGCACUGGAAAAACUGUACUGAUCAACCAGCUUCAGAGUUUCUGCAAUGUCUCAGAAAACAUCUACAAAUAUUACAAAGAAUAAAUAAUCCAACCCAUCAACUUUUAACAGAUACUGUGAUAGAAGUGUGUGCUUUAUAAUCAACUGUUAUUCCAUAUGAUAGCAGUAUCAAUUACAUUGAUGAAUAAGCCUACACAUUUCUAUAACAAUUUCUGAAGACUUUUGUCUAUUACGUUCAGUGAAAAUGAGUAUAUACACUUAUCAUUCAAGGCAAGCCCAAUGAUUCUGAUUUUAAAAUGCAAUUCAAGUUCAUAGCAAUAAGAAGCCAUUUGAAAAAUAUGUGAAUACACCAAAGUGUUAAUACUGUAUCACUGCUGAUCUAAUUGGGAAGCCAUUUUAGUGUAUUGCUUUGGACAAAAUAAUUUAUUUGGGAUUUGAUUAGAAUAACUUUGAGAAAAAGGAAGCUUUAAAAAAAAAACUUAACCUCAAGUCUUCUGAAAGAGAUGCAAAUUCUGCUCUUUACUUAACUGAAUAAAAAGAACUUUUCUCCCUCAUUUUCAUUAUCACCAAUUAGAGUGACAAAAAUAUAUUUUAUUUAAAUAACCCAAAGACCUAUAAAUAGUUUCAUACAUUUAAUUUAUCAUAGUUGUUUAACAGUUGAUUUGUUGUCAAUGACUGUAAUUUAUGAAGCCAUAUAACUAUUAUAGACAAAUAUAUAGGGUAGUAAAAAGUAAUCUGAAAUACUUUGGGUGUAGCAUCCAUUAUUUAAUUUUCUAGAACUACUACUGCAUAUAUUGAAUUAAUUCUAAAUAAAUAAAUAUUUGAUAAUUAUAGAGGAGUCAUCUUUAAAAUGUUACUUGAAUUAUUGAAAUCAUGACUUCAUAAGGCCUUUAUAAAACAUGAGCUAAUGCAAGUUUGGGGAAAUAGCUAGGUAUAAGCAUUAUAAACAGAUUUUAAAUUUAAAACAGUUCAUGUUGUUACACAAUUCUUGGAAGAAAUCUGCUGUGGCCAGUCAGAAAUAAAAGAAGCAAAAAACCAACAACAUUUGAGAGAAAUAAAGAACUAAUUGUUUUGCAGAUAAUAUGAAUCAUUGUGCAGAAUGUUGAAAUCUGGAGAUGAAUAUACUGGCAUUAUUGUGUUUGCAAGAACUGCUCUUCAUGUUUUGGUGUUUAAAUCCUCAGCUUUCAAUUAGUGGCACAUAUAAAGCAUUAGAAAACAGAAGAGAAUGGAGACUCCAUUAUAAACAAUAUAGUCCUACUAAGAUCUUUUGUGUUAUAUGUGAAAAUAGAAAAAAUACUUUUAGGCAAGCCAGUCUUCAUUAUAUAUGAUUUUUUUUUGUUUUAGAUCUACUUAAAUUGACUUAAAAGAAUUCUAGUUUUCAUCAGGGCUUCACAGUGUGUAAUGACUCCUUGUUUUCCUACUAUUCUGCAAAACGAUUGGUGCACAAUGCAGCAUAAUUUGGCAAAGUAUUGUAUUGAAUGUAGGGAGGGCUGACAUAGGGAAGGAUAGUGAGUCUUAGUACUGAAAUAAAGGAUGUCUUUGGAAAAAAAAACAGAAGCUGUGAUAUAUUAAGCAGCAAACAACAUUUGUGUUGAUAUGGAUCAAUAAAAAUAGAAGAUUUUAUCUUACAAUUCUAGCUUUUCCAUGUUAGGUUUUAAUGAAAAACCUAUGAGCAUAUCAGAGUAUUUUUUGAUGAUUCUGUCACUCCAUUUUAUUCAUAUACCUGUAUCCAUGCUCCAGUCCACUGGAGGUGAAUUAGGAAGCACAUCUUUUUAUUACUUGAGAAAAGAGACUGCUUUUAGAACUAGAGAGCACUUUGGAUCUGAGGAGGAAAAAAGCUUCAAAGCACAUAAAGACAUGUAUGUAAUACCUCUUGACAAUUUUAAAGCAACUGUGACUUUUCCUGGAACUGCAAUUGUCAUUCAUAACUGCAAUCCUGGGAAAAGACACAUUUAGUUUAAUGUGUUGUCAACAAGUGCUACAUUCAGGCCUGUGCACACUUAAAUGUUUUUUUCCUUUGAAUCUGAAAUGCUUUACAACCCUAUUUAGGAAGUAGCUGUCACAUUUAAUGUCUUUAUCUCCAAAUC
This is a messenger RNA of Thamnophis elegans (Western terrestrial garter snake), 5441 nucleotides long. It is a transcript of the gene PCMT1, whose product is annotated as protein-L-isoaspartate (D-aspartate) O-methyltransferase. Bases 1532 to 2407 code for a protein of 291 amino acids. Gene Ontology annotation, cellular component: cytoplasm. The transcript is spliced from 8 exons. Lineage: Eukaryota; Metazoa; Chordata; Lepidosauria; Squamata; Natricidae. Gene Ontology annotation, biological process: protein modification process. The record is from RefSeq and is a predicted model, not a curated record. Gene Ontology annotation, molecular function: protein-L-isoaspartate (D-aspartate) O-methyltransferase activity.